Molecule: messenger RNA, 3956 nt
Organism: Megalopta genalis
Lineage: Eukaryota; Metazoa; Arthropoda; Insecta; Hymenoptera; Halictidae
Gene: lt
Product: vacuolar protein sorting-associated protein light
Biological process (GO): cellular response to starvation; endosomal vesicle fusion; vesicle-mediated transport
Cellular component (GO): late endosome; HOPS complex
Molecular function (GO): protein binding
Source: RefSeq, a predicted model, not a curated record
AGCAAAGUAAUUUCACUCCCCAUCCUUGCAUGCUACGCAAGUUACGGUCCGAAAAUUGUGCAUGCUUAAACUUAAAGCAUUACUGUAGUGUUAACCUAUCCCUAUGCUUAUCAUCCAUCACUGUGAAAUUGAUCUAUGCUAAUAUUUACGAACUGUUUGCUGCAUUGGCUUGAUCGCAUUACAUUACCAAACUAUUUAUUUUCAAGCGGUUACUUUCGCAUUGUUUCUUAACAAUUUUCUAUAUUAUUAUAAAAUCGUUUGAAUCGUGAGCACCAAAAGAGACUGCGAAUAAGAAACAGUGAUUACUCAUUAAGGAAGGCGAGGAAAACUUUGACAGCUCGUGAUUACAAAUAAUCGUACAUUCCGAUUUUACGGGCAAAAAUUUGAAGAAACGGGUAUGGAAAACACCUCGGACAAGGAAGAACAGAACAAUCAAGAUGAUUCAGAUCGGGAAAUCGACGAGGUAGAGCCGAGGCUCAAGUACGUCAGGAUGCGAAACGAUUUGGAUAAUAUAUUGCAAAACGAUUCAGCUAGUUGCAUUGCUGUGCAUCCGAAGUUUCUAUGCCUGGGUUCUCAUUGGGGCAUGAUCCAUCUUCUAGACCAUCAAGGCAACAAUAUUCAGUCAAAGAGUCUACAGGCUCAUACUGUUGCUGUUAACCAAAUCUCUAUAGAUCAUAAUGGAGAUUUUAUUGCAUCUUGUAGCGAUGAUGGAAAAGUUUUUAUAAAUGGUCUUUAUAGCAUAGAAAAUAAUCAUACCAUUAACAGAUUUGUGAAAAGUAUUGCUAUAGAUCCAAAUUAUUAUAAAAGCAGUAGUGGCAGAAGAUUUAUUAUAGGGGAUGAUAAAUUACUUUUGUACGAAAAGACUUUUUUAUCUAGAAUUAAGCUUACUGUGUUAUGUGAAGCAGAAGGUGCAGUAAGAUCAAUAGCAUGGAUUGGACAGUUUGUAGCAUGGGCAUCGGAUAAAGGUGUUAGGAUUUAUGAUUUAAAUGCAAGGUGUUCAUUAGGUUUUAUUAAAUGGACUAGGUCUGCAGAAGCUUUACCAGAACACUAUAGGUGUAAUUUGAGGUGGUCAGAUGAUCGAACAUUAUUAAUUGGUUGGGUGGACAUAGUAAGAAUUUUUCAAAUUAGGAAAAGAUCAAUUCAGGAAAUGGUUAAUAGAGACCUACCAGAAUAUGUAGUAGAACUAGUCUCUACAUUUCAAGUGGAUUUCUACAUUUCUGGUAUUGCACCACUAGAAAAUCAACUAGUAUUACUAGGAUGUUUGAAGGAAUUAGAUGAAAAUGGACAAAGACAGAGGCCAACAGUACAUGUUGUUGAACCAAAGUUCCAAAAUUUUGUAAUUGUUUGUGAAAAUUCUCUUACACUACGUGGUUACCAGGAUUAUAGCUGUAACGAUUACCACUUAGAUUGUUUAAAAGAAGAAAAUAGAUUUUUUAUUGUGAGUCCAAAAGAUAUUGUUGUAGCUAGCUUAUAUGAUGCAGAUGACAGAAUUGAAUGGUUAUUAAGGCACGGGAAAUUUAAACAAGCAUUAGAAGCUGUAACAAUAAAUAAUGGCAAGGACUGUAAAAGGCAUAAUUUAGUUAAUGUUGGUCGCGUGUAUUUAGAUCACUUAUUAGCUUGUGAGAAAUACGAUGAGGCAGGGAAACUCUGUGUACAAUUUUUAGGAGGGGAUAAAAAAUUGUGGGAGGAAGAAGUUUAUAAAUUUGCAAGGGUUCAUCAACUGAGAUCCAUUUCUUCUUUUCUUCCAAGAGGCGAUGUAAAAUUAGACCCACUGAUUUAUGAAAUGGUUCUGUGCGAAUAUCUGAAAAUGGAUCCUAAAGGAUUUCUUAACCUAGUGCAGGAAUGGUCACCAACAUUAUAUAACGUCGCAGCCGUUGUGAGCGCUGUUCUAGAGCACCUUAUAGCAGCUCAAAAUCAACGACAUAAAGAAUUCUUAGAAGCUCUAGCUAUUUUAUACAUUUACGGUGGGAGCUACGAUAAAGCUUUAGCUAUGUAUUUGAAAUUAAGACACAAAGGCGUGUUCCAGCUUAUACGGCAGUUCCGGCUAUAUUAUACUGUCUCCGAUAUGAUCGAAGGUUUAAUGGAUUUGGAUGUGGAUCAAGCUAUACAAUUUUUUUUAGAGAAAGAGAUAGUGUCAUUCGUGCCACCCGAGGUUGUUGUGCAAAGAUUGGAACAUAAUCAUCGAUAUUUAUACUUGUAUCUACACGCAUUAGAUCAGAAGGAUCCGAAAAAUUCAAAAAAGUACCAUGGGUUACUACUUCGACUCUAUGCAGACUAUUCUCGGGAUAAGCUGUUGCCACUUUUACGACGAUCUGAUACUUACCCGAUACAGCAAGCGCUGGAUAUUUGUAGUCAGAGGCAAUUCUAUCCAGAAAUGGUGUACUUGCUUGGUAGAAUUGGAAACACCUCUGAAGCUUUAGCACUCAUGACACGGGAAUUAAAUGAUAUGGAAAGCGCUAUUGCUUUUUGUCAAGAACAUGAUGAUGAGGAAUUGUGGAAUGAUCUAAUCAACUAUUCUCUCGACAAACCUAAGGCUAUUACGUUUCUCCUUCAGAAAAUAGGGACUUACGUGGAUCCUAGACUCAUGGUACAGAGGAUAGACCCAUUCUUGGAAAUUCCUGGCUUGAAGAAAGCUUUAGUCAAAAUGAUGUGUGAUUAUAAUCUUCAAGUUUCUGUGCAAGAAGGUUGCAAAAAAACUUUAUCCAACGAUUAUUUUAAUUUACACGAAAGGCUGGUAAAAUGUCAUCAGAAAGGAAUAUUUAUCGAUGAUGAUCAAAUGUGUGGAGCUUGCCACCGGAAAAUAAUUGUAAGAGAACCAAGAAACUUAGUUGUAUUUUAUUGCAAGCAUUCAUUCCAUGAACAUUGUUUACCAAAUUUUGAACUAGUGGAAAAUUGUGUCAUAUGCAAUUCACAUAAAGAUACGUCUUCCAGCAGAAAAUGAUAUAGACAGUGCAGUUUCGACGUUGUCGAGCUGAUGACUUUCGUUCCACCAAAGUGACCAUCGACGGACAUUGAAGAUUGCAUUUGCACCAGAAACUCGUGGGUCUGAGGCCCUAUAGACUCAACCAAAAUGCAAUAACCACCUAUCGGCAUCAUGUCCUUUUCAAAUUCAUUCUUUGAACAAACUAUUAAAGUUUCUCGAAAGCAUAAUGCUGUUCGUUUCGUAUUGUCUGAAGUACAAAUGAAAGAGAGACUUUAGAGAUGCGGAACGUGAUAUCAUUUUUGAUAUUAAUCGACAUAUGUAUAUGUUCUGUCUGUUAAAUAAUAGGAACAGAAACCAUUUGUAAAGAAUAGGUGUACUACAUUCCAUACACGUGAUUUCGCCAACGACGAAUAAACCCCUGCCAAUAUCUAUACAUAUUAUAUAUAUUUUUCUAUAUCAAACUUUCAUUGCGCUACGUUUUCGUGAAUGUUAAUACAUUUUUUUCUCGCAUGUAUGUGUUCGUCGUUGGGGAAAUUCUGGCAAGAACAAAAUGUUCGAAUAGGAUGUUUUCAUUCGAGAACUUUUUCAAGGUUUAUUAUCAGUGUAUGACCAUUUAAAAGCGAUUGGUGGGAAUUCUUUAAUUCGCUGUAUAUACUUAUGUAUAAAUCGAAGCUUUAAGGCCGAAUUACUCUAUAGUAAAGUGCAGCAAAGAACAGAACAAUAAGCAGUUGACCAACUAAUUAUCCUGUACAGCGAGGUGCCAUUAUUGUAUAAAAUGAUUAAUAGUACAUUUUGUAGUACCUACAAUACGUAAUCAGCACUCAGAUUACGUGUACUUAGGUUAUUGCUAUACCUAAGAUACUUGGUCUAGAUUUUUCUGUAAAUACGAUUUAUGAAUUGCAAUGUAGAACAGGAAUAUAUAUACAAAUUGUAAUUAAUAUAUAAAUUUUUCACGCCGCUUUAAAAGCUGUAUGUUGCUUAAUUAUCGAAGCUUUCUCGCGAUGAUUUUUAUAAUUAAAGUCCGUCUUCUCUA